CGGAGAAGCACGGAGCCUCCUCCCGUCGUCAGUGUAUAAAUGAACUGCCGAGCUGGGGUCCAUUUCCAGCGCUUGCUUCGUCUCUUCUCAACUUUCUCGCGGUCUUGAUCUAUUGCCAUGUCAGAGGAACUCAAGACUACAACGCCUCGCGAGCUCGAGGAAGCCGCAAAUAGCACGGUUGCAGCCUCGGAGCACGAGCGCGAGAAGGCCAUCGGCUCGGCGCAUUCGACAAAGGAAGAGGAAGAAGAAAGCGGUGACACAGGCCUCGACGACACCAAGAGACCCACCGGCCUUCGCUUCUGGCUCGUCAUUGUCGCGCUUUGGCUCGUCAUCUUCCUCGUCGCCCUCGACCAGACGAUUGUAUCGACGGCCAUCCCCGUCAUCACCAACGACUUCAACUCCUUCUCCGACGUCGGCUGGUAUGCCUCUGCGUACCUCAUGACCUCGACCGCCUUUCAGCCCAUGGCCGGCCGCUUCUACAGCCUCUUUUCAGUCAAAUGGGUCUUUUUCGUCUGCUGCUUCAUCUUUGAGCUCGGCUCGCUGAUCUGCGCCAUUGCAAAGGACUCCAACACCUUCAUCGGGGGCAGGGCUGUGGCCGGCGCUGGGCUGGCGGGCCUCUACGUGGGCGCAUUUGUCAUUGUCACGAUGAUCGCACCACUCAAGAUUCGCCCGCUCUUGACGAGCAGUCUGGGAGCCAUCUACGGCAUUGGAGCGUGCCUGGGCCCCAUCAUCGGCGGUGCUUUCACGAGCGGAUCGGCAGGCUGGCAGUGGUGCUUCUGGAUCAAUCUCGUCAUCUACGCACCCGUCGUCCUCUUCAUCAUCUUCUUUUUCACACUGCCGUCGUACAAACAAGAAAGGGUCUGGUACAGGCGCAUCGCUCACAUCGACUACCUCGGCACGGUUCUCAUCCUCUGCGCCACCGUCUGCAUCCUCCUCGUCUGCCAGUGGGGCGGCAUCAAGUACCCCUGGAGUGACUCAAAGAUCAUCGGUCUCAUCGUCGGCUUUGUCGUCCUCUGCCUGGCCUUCUGGGUCGACCAGUACUUCCAGGGCGAGAAUGCAACGAUCCCACUGCGCCUGCUCAGGAACCGGACGGUCGGCUUUGGCUCCAUCGUCAACUUUGCCGUCGCCGCCGCCUACUUUUCCAUUCUGUACUACACCCCGAUCUACUUCCAGUCUGUCCGAGGCAGCAGCGCCAUUCGCUCGGGCGUUCAGACGCUUCCUCUGGUCUUUGCUGUCAUCUUUGCAGUCACCGUGUCUGGAACCAUCGUCAACAAGACAGGACACUACAUUCCCCUGCUCUUCUUUGGCACAGCUGCCAUGGCGCUCGGUUGCGCCUCGCUGUCCUACCUCAAGCCCGACUCGUCGCAAGCGUUCUGGUGCGGCACCCAGUUCCUCGCCGGCAUUGGUGCAGGCACGGCGUGGAUGCUUCCCUUUAUUGCCAGCUCAAACGCACUCGCGGUCCAGGACAUUCCCGUGGGCAGCUCCACCGUCACCUUCUUCCAGGUCUUUGGCGGCACAAUCUUUGUCAGCGUCGGCCAGGCCCUCUUCCAGAACAAGUUUGUCCUCUACCUCGACCACAUCCCAGGCGCAGACGUGGAGGAAAUCAUCGGCCAUGGUGUCUCUGCCUUUCGUGGCUUCACGCCGCCUGCCCUGCUCCCGGCAGUCGUCGAUGCCGCAAACGAGGCCGUGACAAAGCCGUUCAUCAUGUCGGCCGUUGUCGCCGCCGUGGGUUUCCUCGCCAUCUUCGGCAUGGAGCUAACCCGCAAGGCUGCCAUCCAAUAGAUUCUCCGUCUCCGCCCGUCUGCCUUGUUUACUCUUUUUACUAGAGUCGAGUCCGAGUACUGAUUUGAGAGUUCAUUCCUGCAACAAAUACAUAACCCCUUUUCUUCCAC
Acaromyces ingoldii is the source of this 1892-nucleotide messenger RNA. Its product is annotated as MFS general substrate transporter. The record is from RefSeq and is a predicted model, not a curated record. The coding region runs from base 118 to 1782 and encodes 554 amino acids. Lineage: Eukaryota; Fungi; Basidiomycota; Exobasidiomycetes; Exobasidiales; Cryptobasidiaceae. Gene Ontology annotation, biological process: transmembrane transport. The transcript is spliced from 3 exons. Gene Ontology annotation, molecular function: transmembrane transporter activity.